Messenger RNA from Prorocentrum cordatum, 1572 nucleotides. NCBI's taxonomy places the organism in Eukaryota, Dinophyceae, Prorocentrales, Prorocentraceae. The record is from the annotation of a GenBank genome assembly.
AUGAUUCGACUGAGUGCACAGCUUGUCCUGUAUGGGCUGGCGCUUCCGACCACUACAGCACAUGUGGGCGAGGCUGACGUGGAUGGCUUAGAGUGGCUGGCGGUUGACACCUCGGCCAUCCAGAUUGGGGCCGCGGAGGGCGCGUCAAAUUUACUCGACGCCGCUGCCGUUUCGCACAGCUCGCUCUUGCUCGACACCACCGCCGCUGCCCACAGCUCGGUGCUACUCGACACCGCCGCCACGGCCAUGGACAUGGGCACCGCCUCCGCGUCCAGGGGGCGGCGCCACCCGCGCAUGAGCCCGAGGGUGCGCCCGAGGAGGACGGCGAGGCACAGCGCCGGUUCCUGGCCGCACUCGGACGACCACCCGUGGCGGUGGGGGAAGUUCGGCGCCAACGCGUGCCCAGACCCCGGGGACCUCGAGCUCACCGCGGACGAGUGCAGGUCCAUCACUGCCUACCACUACGAGCCGCGGCGGCUCGGCGACCAGUGGCUCGUCAACAGCCCGCUGCUCCCGAAGGGUUGCAGCGAGGCCGCCGACGAGACAAUCUACUUCAACGAGCACUCGGUCGGCGGUGCCUUGGCCAACCACCGUCCUAUCUGCAGGGCGGACGGUUAUACCAUCUUCGCUGGGGGGUGUCCCACGGGCUUCAUGGAUCUGGACGACGUCGAGUGCAACGUCGCGAGCCAGACCUUCUCGUGGCCCUGGGAUGCGGCGAACCCCCUGUACGACGCAUCUUUGACUAAGGGGUGCUACAGUAAGGAUGGCCACUUGUAUUACAACGACCAUGAGACGGGCACACCCGGCGACAACAACUCGUUCAGCAUCUGCCAGUAUACGCAUAUUGAAAAGCGAGUGGCGGCCGCAGCAGCCGCCGGGGACGAAGAUGCGGCAGCUGCGGCAGCUGCCGCCAUGGAGGCCGAGAUCCAGACGGCAGCUGCCGCUGCAGCAGCUCCCGCCCCGAUGACGAUCCAUACGGCAGCUGCCGCUGCGGCAGCUCCCGCCCCGAUGACAGGUGCAGCGUCGGCGGUGCCGGCGCAAUCCACCUCCGCCAGCGCAGUGGGCGAUCCGCACAUGACCUCUAUCACUGGGGCCAAGUUCGACAUAACACGGUCGGGCAACCACACCCUGUUCCAUAUCCCGCGAUUCUCUGCCCACGAGGCCGCGCUCCUCGACGUGAAUGCUUUCGUCAAGCGCGAGGGGCUGGCGUGUGCGGACAUGUACAUCAACGCUUUGCACAUCACAGGCAAAUGGGCGGACGACGUGCAGCCUGGGGGCUUCAGCUUCACCGCCGACCACCGCAGCCACGUCAGCGGGCGCUGGAUGCCAUUCGGUAAGCUGGAGUUGAAGGUCGUGCAUGGCAAAACGAACAGAGGUGUAAAGUACCUCAACUUGCUUGCCAAGCAUUUGAGCAAGGUUGGCGCUCCCAUCGGUGGCAUCCUCGGGCUGGACGACCACACAGAAGCGGCCACGUCCGACGACCACUGCAAGCGGACACUUUCGCUGCUGUCUCUCGGGACAUCGCCUGACCUUCGGUGGCACGGCUCCGAGCCAGCUGUUCUAAAGUUCUAA